GAAAUGAGUGUAUUGGCAGCACUUAAUCACACCAAAGACGUAUCUAUUUUGCUUUUGCACGAUAUUUGAACUGGUUUUUCAGUUAGAACGUUGUUUGUUGUGUUGUGUUGUUGAACAUGAGUGACAGUGGCGUAGAUUGUGUCGAAGGUGAAAGAGUGCACUUAGGCAACUUCAGUUCACCUAAGGUGCUCUGUGAUGAGCUGAGCUCCAUUGCCACUGAUGGACAGUUACCUGACGGGUUUCAGUUGCUAAAACCUGAAUCUUCAGGAAGACAAAGGCACAGUUCUUUGUGUUCACCAAGCAGAAAACACCCUGACCAACGGAGGCGAUCGCGUUCUGUACAACUAGACAAAUCAAAUGAUUUGCACUUCGAAAAGAAGUCUCUACAGAAGAAAUUUGUCAGUACAGCAGAAGCUAUGUACAAAUUCCAGAGAAGUACACCUGAGAGAUUCCAUACAAAGCCUGUUAUAGAUGGUUCACAGAGGUGGCAGGCUAGCCAAGUAAACCCAUCUUACAAGAAAUUACGGUGUACUGUGCCACAGUCACCUAACUUCACUUCUCAUUUACGUGUCAGACCUGUAACUUACCUGUCAAAAGAGGAGCGGGAGGAGGCUGAACUGCAGCAAAUGCAAAAGUACAUUUUCAAGGCAGCACCAUUAAAAGCUGAUAUCUUAAAGGAACCACAAUUGCCCAAGAAAGUUGAUCCAAAACCAGUGACGAAACCUAGCCCAUUUCAGUUGACUGAAGUGAAGAAGUUUAAAAAAGUCGCAGAAGCAGUAGCUAACAAGGAUAUGGAGCAGAAGGGUGUAAAGAAAGCAACACCUAUAAAGCGUGUAACAGUACCUGCACCAUUCACAUUUGAGGAGAGGGACAGAAUAAGACAGCAGCAGAAAGAAGAAAAAAUAAGACAGGUUUUAGAAGAAGAGAAAAGAGCUCGGGAAUUCCGUGCAAAUCCAAUACCCAAAUCAGUAAAAUGUUCAGUCUCACAAUCAGAAUUAAAAUCUCACCCUCCUACACAACCCGAACCUUUCCAUUUGUAUACUGAGGAAAGAAGAGUGCAGCAUGAAGAAGCACUGAAAGCAAAACUUGAAGAAGACCGUCGAGCAGCAGAAGUGACACAGUUUAAAGCCAGGCCUCCUGUUGUCCUCAUGAAAAAACCUUUUGAACCAGUGAAGCCACACCGUGUGUUCAAAGAAAUAACAGCUAUAUGUUUAAAUACUGAUAUUCGUUCAAAAGAGCGUGAAAGAUUUGAAAUGAAAAUAAAGGAAAAAGAAAUGCUUAUGGAAGAAUGCAGGAGACAACUCAAAGAGGAGCAGGAAAGAGAAGAGGAAGAAGAAAAAGCAAGACUGCGCAGGGAGGCUAUUCAUAAGGCCCAACCCAUUUCCAAAUAUGCUCCUGUUGUAGUUGCAAAAUCUACAAAAGAACUGACUGUACCAGAAUCACCAUUUUCAAGAACUAAGACACACAAACACUGACUGAGGUUUUAUGACUUGGCACUAUUAUACAUUUGUAGUCCUUGUUUAUUUUUGAUAUGUUUUAAAACUAUAUAUUAAUAUUCUUUAAAAGCAUGUUUAAUAAAGUAUCUUGUAUAAUUAAAUGUCAAUAGUUGUCUGUAGAUAGGAAUGUGUCUAUUUUUAAUUAGACUGGGAAAGUUACAUAAAAGUAUCUACCAAAAGUGAUUACUUUAUAACAAUGGUAAUAGUGUAUGACAGAAGGGCUCAUGUUGUUUGUACAUGAGCUUUUUCAAGAGCUAAUGCAAGUAAACAAAACAAAUGAGAUUUUAUUAUUUGCCAAUGUAAUUUUAUAUUUCUUGUUUCAUUUUUGACAAAACUAUUUCCCAUACUUUUUAAAAACAUGGUUAAUAAACUUCUUAUUCUAAUGAAA
This is a messenger RNA of Schistocerca serialis cubense, 1884 nucleotides long. RefSeq names its product targeting protein for Xklp2 homolog. Lineage: Eukaryota; Metazoa; Arthropoda; Insecta; Orthoptera; Acrididae. The record is from RefSeq and is a predicted model, not a curated record. Bases 117 to 1475 code for a protein of 452 amino acids. The transcript is spliced from 10 exons. Gene Ontology annotation, cellular component: spindle; microtubule. Gene Ontology annotation, biological process: regulation of mitotic spindle organization; activation of protein kinase activity.